UUCACCAGAAAGACCAUGUCUGCAGUUACAAUUGAACCUCUGACCCACCAUUGUUUCCGUCGAACUCCGGUUCGGUACUUGAAUCACCGAAAACUCCCGUCAUCUUCUGUAACUCACACACGGAGAUCGCUCUUGGUAGGCGCUGCCAGGUUGAGCUUCUGCAACACUACGCCUAGGCGUCGGAGGAAACUUCUUGCUCCCCGAGCUAGCUCAACUGUUGUUGAAACUUCCGAAGUUGUGUUCCAAGAAAUUUUCGAUUUGAAACGACCUCAAAGAGUAGAAGGAAAGAUAACAAUCCGAUUAGAUAGUGCAAGGAAUGAAGAGAACUGGAAGCUGACUGUAGGAUGUAAUCUACCUGGGAAGUGGGUUCUCCAUUGGGGUGUUCAUUAUGUAGGAGUUUCUGGAAGGUGGCAGUGAGUGGGACCAGCCUCCUCCAGAGAUGCGACCCGAAGGCUCCAUUCCCAUUAAGGAUUAUGCAAUUGAGACUCCUUUAAAGAGAUUGACUGCAGCUUUGGAAGGAGAAUCAUUGUAUGAAGUGCAGAUUGACCUAAAUGUUAACAGCCCAAUUGCAGCCAUAAACUUUGUAUUGAAGGAUGAGGAAAGUGGAGCGUGGUAUCAACAUAGAGGGAGAGACUUUCAAGUGUCAGUCAUGGACUAUGCUCAUGCUGAUAGUACCAUGGAAGGAGAAAAACGGGGUUUUGGAAUAUGGAAAGGGGCACUUGGGCAGCUGUCUGACAUGCUCCUUAAAUCAGAAGUAGAACACCCUAAAGGGGUAAAUAGAAGCAACGUGUUAAGAGAACCUACAGAACAAACUAGACGCCAUGGAGGAUUCUACGAAGAACAAGUUAUUGUAAAAGAGACACUAGUUGAUAAUACAGUAGUUGUCACAGUCAAAGAAUGUCCAGAGACAGCCAAAAAUAUUUUACAGAUUGAUACUGAUUUACCGGGGGAUGUACUCAUUCACUGGGGAGUCUGCAAAGAUGAGAGUAAAAACUGGGAACUUCCUGCUGAACCUUAUCCUGCACAAACAACAAUAUUCAAGAAUAAGGCAAUGCGAACAUUGUUGCAGCAAAAAGGCGGUGGAUCUGGUUCUCAGGGAUCAUUUACUUUGAAUGAAGGACCUGUAGGGUUUCUUUUUGUACUGAAGCUACAUGAUGGCACAUGGCUGGAUUGCAAGGGAAGGGACUUUUAUGUACCUCUGCCCAGGCGCACAAAAGUUCAAUUAAGCUCGACAGAGGCUGACGUUCAAGUACAAAACAAGGAGGUGGAUCCUUUAGUGGCAUCUGGAUUGGAAACAAAGGAGGUUUCUUUGUCUACUGAUGGAAUUAUUAAUGAUAUUAGAAAUUUGGUCAGUGACAUUUCUUCAGAAAACAGUUUAAAGACAAAAAGCAAAGAUGCACAAGUGAGCAUUCUUCUUGAAAUUGAGAAGCUCGCUGCAGAAGCCUACAGUAUAUUCAGAAACUCAAUGCCGACAUUCACUGAAGAUGAUAUGUUAGAAGCUGAGACGUUAAAACCUCCCAUUAAAAUAUCUUCAGGAACCGGUUCAGGAUAUGAGAUCUUAUGCCAGGGAUUCAACUGGGAGUCUCAUAGAUCUGGAAGAUGGUAUUUGGAGCUACAUGAUAUGGCUGAAGUGUUGUCAUCACUUGGUUUUACCAUAGUCUGGUUACCCCCUCCAACAGAGUCAGUAUCACCUGAAGGCUACAUGCCCAAGGAUUUAUAUAACUUAAACUCUAGGUAUGGAACUAAUGAUGAAUUGAAAGUUAUUGUGAAGAGAUUCCACGAAGUGGGAAUCCGAGUUCUUGGGGAUGUUGUUUUAAACCAUCGUUGUGCUAGUUUUCGGAAUCAAAAUGGAAUAUGGAAUAUUUUUGGUGGUCGUUUGAAUUGGGAUGAACAUGCAAUUGUUGCGGACGAUCCACAUUUCCAGGGAAGAGGCAAUAAAAGUAGUGGAGAUAAUUUCCAUGCUGCUCCAAAUAUUGAUCAUUCCCAGGAAUUUGUGAGGAAGGAUAUCAAGGAAUGGCUGUGCUGGCUGAGGGAAGAAAUCGGUUAUGAUGGAUGGAGACUUGAUUUUGUUCGUGGAUUUUGGGGUGGCUAUGUAAAGGAUUAUCUGGAAAAUAGUGAGCCUUACUUUGCUGUUGGUGAGUAUUGGGAUUCCCUUAGUUAUACCUACGGAAAAAUGGAUCACAACCAAGAUGCUCAUCGACAGAGAAUUGUUGACUGGAUUAAUGCAACUGGUGGAACUGCGGGUGCAUUUGAUGUCACAACAAAGGGAAUUCUUCAUUCUGCAAUUGAGAUGUGUGAAUACUGGAGGUUGUCAGACUCAAAAGGGAAGCCUCCAGGAGUUGUUGGGUGGUGGCCAUCACGUGCUGUCACCUUUAUAGAGAAUCAUGAUACGGGGUCUACUCAGGGACAUUGGAGAUUUCCAGGAGGAAAGGAAAUGCAAGGAUAUGCCUACAUCCUUACACACCCUGGAACACCCUCAGUUUUCUAUGAUCACAUCUUUUCUGGGUAUCAAUCUGAAAUAGGAUCUCUCAUCUCCCUCAGAAAGCGGAACAAGAUAAACUGUCGGAGUACAGUAAAAAUAACCAAGGCAGAAAGGGAUGUUUAUGCAGCAAUGAUUGAUGAAAAGCUGGUGGUGAAAAUUGGACCAGGCUAUUACGAACCCCCAAGUGGACCCCAGAAAUGGUCUGUGGCUCUCGAGGGAAGCGAUUACAAGGUUUGGGAAGCAUCAUAUGAAAAUCUGUAGCUAUGCGAUAAAUACCUAAACUGCUUCUCAAGUGGACAGGAGUCGACCUGAGCUUUAAAAAGCAUGUCUUUAUCGGAGAAAUAGUUACAGGCUCGACCACAUCAUAUAUCAGUCUUCAUGUUGGUGUAUAUACAUAGCAUAGCAACAUAGACAUAAGAACUGUGUUGCAUUGUCUUUUUUUAUAUGGUGGCAAUGAAAGCUGUCAUGGUUACAUAGCAUUCUUCAUUAAUACAUGAAGAAUGCUACAUACGGAGUGUAAUAAUUAAUACCCUGUAUUGUUGAAUUACCCUUUGCUGCUAUUUUUUUACAUAUGGAAAAGUUGCAGUAGUGUUGUAUAGUUUAUUUUUCUGAUUUGUAUUUGUAUUCUGAAUCUCACACUUCAGCUAUAAAGCUUGAAAAAGUACUCGUAGUAUUUCAACUAAUUUUACGUCUAAUUAGCAAUGAUGCCA
Molecule: messenger RNA, 3192 nt
Organism: Cuscuta epithymum
Lineage: Eukaryota; Viridiplantae; Streptophyta; Magnoliopsida; Solanales; Convolvulaceae
Source: the annotation of a GenBank genome assembly